Molecule: messenger RNA, 486 nt
Organism: Suillus clintonianus
Lineage: Eukaryota; Fungi; Basidiomycota; Agaricomycetes; Boletales; Suillaceae
Exons: 3
Coding region: 1-486 (161 amino acids)
Source: RefSeq, a predicted model, not a curated record
AUGGACUUCUCAGACUCUGAGUCCACUGUGUCUCGCUCUAAUCGCUCUGGGGACUCCACCAGCGGAGCAGCCAGCUCUCAAACCAAGCCGAAGGGCCGCAAAGUGGCAGCUCAUUGGAAGCUGGAAGAGGAGGUCUCCCUCCUCAAAUACCUCUAUGAGAACAGGACUGGGACUGACGGUCUCACCUUCCCCAAGAAGACAUACAUGGGAGCUGCUGCGCACAUUGCACAGCAGUUCCAAAACCAGAAGGGCGGGCCCAAAACCAAUGGGGUCUGCAAGACAAAGUUUUCCGCGCUCAGGACAUCUGGAUUCACAUGGAUGGUUGAGAAGGGGGCAACUAUAGAUGAGCACACCACUAGCGCUUGGGCAGGGUAUGUGAAGUCAAAUCCAGCGGCCAAACAAUUCAAGUCCAAGGGUUUCGAUCAUUUCGAGAUCUUUGAUCUCUUAGCAUCCGGCACAAAGGCCAAAGGUAUCAACGUCCUCUGA